Messenger RNA from Camellia sinensis, 986 nucleotides. RefSeq lists its product as uncharacterized. Lineage: Eukaryota; Viridiplantae; Streptophyta; Magnoliopsida; Ericales; Theaceae. The record is from RefSeq and is a predicted model, not a curated record.
AGAAUAAUAAAAUCCCCAAAAGGACACUUCCAACCCGAUCCCAACCAUCUCCCUCUCCCUCUCCCUCUCCCUCCUCCGUGACUCCAUAUCCUUUGUCCUCUGAGCCUUUAUCAGCAGAUUAAUGGACUACCAACAACAACGACGAACCAUGGCUUCUUCUUCUUCUACACCAAAACCCAUCAUCAUCAUCUCCAUCACAAUCUCUCUCCUUCUCAGCAUCCUCGUCCUCUCCACAGCCUCAAACCCCACCGACCCACCACCACAACCACCAAUCCCAUCACCAUGGCCGCCCCAAUUCCACUCAAUCCUCUUCAUAAAUCGCAGCGGAUCCCUCCAGGUAGUCGACCUCUGGUACGACUGGCCCAAUGGCCGCAACUUCAACAUCAUCCAACACCAGCUCGCCAAACUCACCUACGAUCUCGAAUGGAACAACGGCACUUCCUUUUACUACACCUUGGACUCCAAUCGUGAAUGCAAAGUUGUGCUUUUCGAGGUUGGGAUUCUCAGACCUGAUUGGCUCGACGGCGCCAACUACCUCGGCCGGAGUUAUGUGGAUGGGUUCCUCUGCGAUGGGUGGGAGAAGGCUGAUUUUAUAUGGUAUUAUCAGGAUGUUGAGACUAAGAGACCUGUUCAUUGGGUCUUCCAUACAGGAGCUAAAGUGCAUGUGAUGACAUUUGAGGUGGGAAAGGUGCUGGAGGAUGCAAAGUGGCAAGCCCCCGUGUACUGUUUCGAGGCGGGAAAGAACUCUGUAACUGAAUCCAUGGCUGCUCUAACAACUGAUCUUCCUCCUCCUCUUCCUGAUGGAGGUUUCAUGAGAGGUCUUUGGCUUAUCAACACCACUUCAUUUCCAGCUCUAAAACUGUAAUUAGCCCACUAGUUCUAGUCUUCUGUGGUUUUUACCCAAAAACCAAUUGAUCAUGUAGUACCUGCAAGUUGGUUUCUGUCUUUUGGGCUUCUUUGUGAAUAAAUUUGAGUUUAGCAUCUAA